Paramecium primaurelia is the source of this 564-nucleotide messenger RNA. NCBI's taxonomy places the organism in Eukaryota, Ciliophora, Oligohymenophorea, Peniculida, Parameciidae. The record is from the annotation of a GenBank genome assembly.
AUGAAUGAAAGAUUUGAGUAAAAUCUAUAAGAGAUUCUUUAAAAAGAUUGUUUAACAUAAAACAAAAAUCUACUUCUCAAAGGAUAAAUUGAGUUAUUGAAAUUACAAAUAAGAGAUUAGAAAUUAAUCAAACAAUAACAAGAAUAAGAAUUAAAAGAAAUAGAAAAGAAAUAAGUUAUGCAAAAUUUAAAAGAAGAAUAAUAGAAGUAGAUUGAAGAAAAAGAGAUUUAAUUAAUCAAAUAAAAAAGAGAGCUUCAUCUAAGAUAAGAUGCAUGUGAAGACUUAUAAUUUGAAAUUGAAUAAUAAUAUUAGCAUCUUAAAAUACAAUAAGAAAAUCAUAAAAUUUUAGAUGAAUCAAUCAAAAGACUUAUGGAUUGUAUUUAAAAAUCUAAAAAAUCACCACUAAAAAAUUAGCAAUAUCAUAACAGAGUAGCUACAUCUCAUUCAUUUGAUGACCGAGUCAAUCCUUUUGGGAUUAUGGGAAUGCUAAAGUCUAAAAAUAAUGUUGAUGAUUAUAUACAGAAAGUAGAAAAAAUUAAUACUUCUAGACUAUAUGAUCAUUGA